Penicillium roqueforti is the source of this 2019-nucleotide messenger RNA. RefSeq lists its product as uncharacterized. NCBI's taxonomy places the organism in Eukaryota, Fungi, Ascomycota, Eurotiomycetes, Eurotiales, Aspergillaceae. Bases 1 to 2019 code for a protein of 672 amino acids. The transcript has 3 exons. The record is from RefSeq and is a predicted model, not a curated record. Gene Ontology annotation, biological process: signal transduction.
AUGCGGCGUCUCAAAACUGUAUUCCGGUCCAAGACUGAGCCAUCUAACCCUGCUGCAUCUCGUACUGUCUGGCCACGACGACGUCCAACGUCUGAGGAAGACCCAUUGAAGCAUCAGCCCGAAGCCGCCUCGAAUGAGAUACAAUGCGAUGAGGACCCGACAGCAGAAGCAGGACCCAGCGAUGCGAACAAGGCACCUAGCUCGGCUGUAGCAACCCCCGUUGACAAUGCCGAAACUGAGUCGACUGUUCAGCACACCCAAGAUACGGGCGAACUUACUCGGUCCAAGAAUGGCACCAAGCGUCUGAAGAGAAUGGUUACUCGCUUGCGCAGCAGUCUAUCCCAGGAAGAUGACCCCAUCACGGACACACAGCUUGAAGCUGCACAGGAGGGUGCCCGCAAAGGGAGGUCGAGCUCCAAACCGUUGACUUCCAACCCCGUUGGGCAAGAUACUGCUGCCGGGGAAUCAUCCACAGCUGGCAAGUCUGUCAGGUUCGAUAACCCGAAAGAGGGGCGGAAGGUCAGCACUCAAACGACUCAUUCUCAGGAGUCCAGUCAAACCGAGGCUACUGUCUCCCAAACCCCUGCCCAGCACCUCGGGAUGCCAACUCAGGGGCCUUUGGGGGAAUGGGGAUGGCCGGGACUGAUGCUGUAUUACCCUGACGAUAGUAGCAGCAAUACCAAAAAGCAUACUCACGAGGGUUCGGACCCGUUCUCAGAUGGGAAGGCGACCGACGUUAAACAAGGAAAAUCGAGUUCGAGGCAUAGUGCAGGUACGAGCCGCGAGGAAUCAUCCAGGGCUUCUGAAGCGACGCUGGAGCCUAUCGCCGAGACUGAUUUCGACACAAUUGAAUCGGUCAUCGAACGUCCGGGGGGAAGUUCGGCCAACAGCCAAACAAGUCGAAUUAGUUGGAGUAGCACACUUGACUCGCCCAAGGCUAUCGCGGCCUACAACAAGAUGGCAGCUCAGUUUGGGAUCUCGCUUGCCAUUCCAUUUAAUGAUACUCCAAGCCCACCAUCAGAGCGCAAUCCCGAACAAGCCACGAGUCGUCGUGGAUUUGGAUUGUUGGGCAGAGUUCGCAAGGUGCGAUCCAGUUUGGAUGUCGAUACAACUCCCUUGGUACCAGCUCCUAAACUGCGACGAAUGAAAACAUUGGCGAAUAUUCGUCGCCCCAGUACGAUGACUUCGUUGCAAGGAAGAUCGAUUCAGACUUUGGCCCGUCUUGGAGGACAUGGCUAUCUUAUGCUGACGGAAUUAGCCCCCUGUCCCGUGCAGCUCCCCGCAUACAUUGUGGCAACGCUGAUGUUUCUGCACAAAUAUGGUCUUAACACUCCCGAGAUCUUCGUCCAGCCCGGCGAUCUGAAAGUCGCCAUUCGCUUGUAUGAGCACUUUGCUAGCCAGGUGCUAGAGGCAGAGAAAGAUGAAUCUAAGAUUUCCCUCACGAUGCGUGUAGUUGCCAUGCCCCAGCUCCGUGAGGACUCAGCGCCCGUCCUGAGUGUCGCCUGGGCGUUAAGGGCCGUGCUGGCGGGGCUUCCAAACGGGAUCCUCGGGAGUGUCCGGCUCUACCGAAUCCUGAGGGCGAUGUACUAUCACUGGACCCCCAAUCCAUCCCAUCUGCUCCGUGUGCCAGAUUGUAUCUCUGAGGCAAGCCCAACGACCGCCGCCCGAGUGCAGCUUAUCUGUCUUGCGCUCAUCGCCCUUGCGCCUGAGAUGCAGCUCGACCUUAUCUGUGCGGUAUUUGGGCUUCUUUCCUUGUUGGUGAAUGUGGAGACCGACGCCCAGGACCCCGGGAUGGAGCUCCGUGAUCCAGUGGCGAGUCCCAACUUCCACGAGUUGGCGCGGGUGUUUGGACCGCUCCUCCUAGGGGCCAGGGGGCAAGCCAACGACGAAGGAAUCUCAGCAGUGGAAAGGGAGAUUGAGGAACAACGCGUGGCGGGGCUAUUGCUCAAUAAUUGGCACUUUAUCCACCGACAGCUGCAACACUGGACGAAAGAACGAUACGUGGUGGGCAGGGAAUAA